Portunus trituberculatus (swimming crab) is the source of this 4141-nucleotide messenger RNA. RefSeq names its product histone-lysine N-methyltransferase SUV39H2-like (gene Su(var)3-9). The transcript has 12 exons. Bases 138 to 2123 code for a protein of 661 amino acids. Lineage: Eukaryota; Metazoa; Arthropoda; Malacostraca; Decapoda; Portunidae. Gene Ontology annotation, cellular component: nucleus. The record is from RefSeq and is a predicted model, not a curated record. Gene Ontology annotation, molecular function: zinc ion binding; histone H3K9 methyltransferase activity; protein binding.
GCCAGCAGUCUCUACGCUGCUUUCCCGCGCGUUGUUUCUAGUAUUUGGAUUACCUCAAGCUUUAGAAUGAAUCACUGAGUUCUUAGCCCACUAGACUAGCUGGAGACGUGAAGACCAAUUCCCGGACGCCUUCUGUGAUGGAGGAGGAGGCCAGCAAGGUGGAAAUGACGGCCAGUCCCGUAUUUCAGGCUAAAUUGCAAUCCCUGAAGAAACUGAACUCUUCAUUCAUUGAGUUCAAUGAAGAAUUUAACAAACUGAAGCAGGCAUUCAAUGACUACAAGACAAAGAGUUUCUUCUUUCCACAUCCUGAGCUUACUAAGCCAUUUGCUCAGCAUUUGAAACAGAUUGAGAGUGAGCUGCAGGGUAUGGGUAACUUGCUGAAGAAGGAAGUUGGCAACAAAUUUGAGAGUAAAGUCAGCAGCCCAAAUGUUUCACUGAAUGCAGCUGACUUGCCUGAACUAACUGGACACACACCAGACCACUCAGAAAUCCCUGGGAAGGUGAGUGGGUCUGCAAGCAUCACUCCCCCAGCUUCAGAGGUUGGCAAUGAUGAGAUCUUGGCCACAUCUCUAGACACCACAGACAAUGACAGGAAGCGGAAAAGUAGAACCUCCACAGAGUUGCCGUCUCCCAAGAGUAAGAGGCUGCGGAGAACCUUGAUAGAUGACUACAUGACCAGGAAAGAUGGCAGCAAGAACUCAGGUGGUGACGAGCCACAAGAAGAGGAAGAGUUUGAAGUGCAGAGUAUAGUAGACAUGAGGAAAAGCCAGGGUAGCUACGCAUACCAUGUCACCUGGAAAGGUUAUGGCCCUGAGGACAACACCUGGGAACCUUCUUCUAACCUGACCAGCUGUGAGGAGCUUCUGGUGGAAUUCUUCAAAAGCAAGUUCAGGCAAAGGGACAAGGAAGAUCAGAAAUUAGAGGAUUUCUGUUUCCUUAUGCACUAUGACCCAAGCAUCAAAGGCGCCAUCCGACGAGCAGUGUUUGAACACUAUUGUGACGACAGUAGAAUAGAGUACCGCUCCGUACUGGCACAGAUCUUCUCAGUUAAAAACUCUGUGUCCAAGCCUCAAAUAGACAUGGAUGAACUCAUUGAGAGAGCUAUUAUUUCAAGGAAGAGAGAGAGAUACCAAAAGCAGCUGAAAAUGAUACUGGAAGAGAAGAUUUCAUAUGAUGUCAAGAAAAAACGAGAAGUGCAAUUAGCAGAGUUGAGGAAGUGGGAGAGGAAGAUCAACUCCAUCUGCUCUGACCCAGCCAAGCUGUGUGUGGAGAACAACAUUGACCUUGAAAUGCCUCCCAUGGACUUUGUGUACAUCAAUGAGUGCCGGGCUGGAGAAGGAGUCACCAUUCCAUCUGACCCAUUGGUUGGCUGUGAGUGUGAAGACUGCAGCAACAACAAAAGAUGUUGUGCUACACAGAUGGGAUCAUGGGCUCCUUACAACAAAGCUGGUAGAGUCAAGGUCUCUCUUGGCACUGCCAUUUAUGAGUGCAACAAGCGUUGCUUGUGUGGCCCUAACUGCUCAAACAGAGUAGUGCAGAAAGGCCGCACCAUCAGCCUCUGUAUUUUCCGCACUGCCAAUGGCCGUGGCUGGGGAGUGAAGGCGAUGGAAAACAUAAAGAAAGAUUCCUUAGUGACAGAAUAUGUUGGAGAGGUUAUAACUUCAGAAGAGGCAGAAAGAAGAGGAAGGAUUUAUGAUGCUCAGAGGUGCACAUAUCUAUUUGACCUGGACUAUAACAAGGGUGACCAGAAUCCAUACACUGUUGAUGCUGCCAAGUUUGGUAAUGUCUCCCACUUCAUCAACCACUCAUGUGAUCCCAAUCUGGUUGUAUAUAAUGUUUGGGUGGACUGCCUCGAUCCAGACAUGCCAAGAUUAGCCUUGUUUGCCACUCAGGAUAUCAAGAAAGGUGAAGAACUCACCUUUGACUACAACUCGGGACUGGAAUCUGAAUCAAACGUGAAGAAAGAGCAUAAAGAGGAAAGCUUUACAACACCAGAGAAAGGCAAGGAGGAACAGGAUGUUCCAGAACUGUUUAUGAAGACCCCCAAGGGUAACAGAGGACUCCAGUAUGGCAAAACUCUCUGCAGAUGUGGAGCUGCUAAUUGCAGGCAGUACUUCUUUUAGUUUUUAAGGUGUGUGUGUGUGUGUGUGUGUGCAUGUACAUAUGUGGGUGUGUCAUGAGCUAGAAGUGUUGUAUAUAUUUUUAUCCAGUACUGUUUUGAAAAAAUUUCUCACUCAAAUUCAGUAUUGCUUUUUUCAUUAAUAGAUUCUUUAUAAGUUUAUUACAUUUAAGAAAUAUAUUUCAUUUAAUCAACAUUCAUUCAAAUUCUGACGUAUUUAUUUAUUGGAAGUACUCUUAGCAAGGACUUUGAUAGUUUAGUUUAAUUGAUUUGCUGUUACUUCCUCAGGGAAUGGCCUUGAGUGGGGUGAGCAUGAGAACAUUAGUGUGCUUUCUUUAAGUAAUUUUAUACUUAUAUUUGAAAGGAAAUAGCUGUAGGAUCUCUCUAGUGUUCUAUGGUCUGUGGGCAAAUUAUUCCAUAGAGUACGUACAAGUAGAGGACAUUAUAUUGUCACCUUUGAUAUUUCAAAAAGUAAAUAAGAAAUAUUUAGAUGCAGAAAUGAAAUAUAGGAGCAACAAAGGUAUUAUACUAAACACAUAUCAAUAAAUGGGGAUAUUGGUUAAUUAUAAAUAGGAUAAAAAGAUAUAAUAAUAAAGAUGGCAAAAUUAUAGUUAAAGCUUCACAGCUGAGCCUUUCUUGUUUUGUGCAGAUGUUUAGCAAUGCCAGCAGUGGAGUAGUGAGGCUUUGGUUUGUUCUGUACUGAGCACCAGCAUGACUACUUUUUUUGCAUAUAUCAUUCAUACUCCUAACAUGCAUGUAGAUGUAAUAUACAUGCAAAUAUUUUUAACACAUUCUCUCUCUCUCUCUCUCUCUCUCUCUCUCUCUCUCUCUCUCUCUCUCUCUCUCUCUCUCUCUCUCUCUCUCUCUCUCUCUCUCUCUCUCUCUCUCUCUCUGUUGAAAUGUCGCUGGACAGCACAAGGGUAUCCAGUGGUACAGGGGAAAGUGAACAUGAAAGAUGAUUAUUAGGCUGUAUUACUGAAAUAGGACUUUGAUAGUGCUAUUGGUAAACUAAACACUUAGCAAUAUGUUUAUUGAUGCUGACAGUGCAUUCAAACAGCUCUCACUGUUUCUGCAUGAGUUGAGAUCAUGCAAAAUUACUCAUAGUUUGGUUUUGAUUACUGCUAACAGGUUUGUUAUUCAGACUUACAUGAAUUAUAAUUUACUCUCCUUAAAAUUAUAUCUUUGUCUAAGAUAUUUUUAGUCUAGAUUUUUUUUCCAUUUUCAUUAAUGAUUUAUAAAUUGCCCAAUAUUUUAAGGUGAUUCAGUAUGGUAAUUCAUUGCAUUCUUGCUCUUUAUUGUUUUCAUAUAUUCAUCUGACCCCCACCAAAGCUAUGGUAUUACGUAGUCAAGUAUCAUGUACUCUUCUGAGUAGCAUCUAAUGUAGAACAAAAAAAAAUUUUGAAAGAAUUUUUAAAUGUAAUAAGUAUAUUGUAUUCCCAUGGAAAUCCAUCUCCUUAACUGAAAUGAGAUUAUAUUCCUUUGCUACUUGAAGGCUGCAAAGGACUCAAGGACACAGUGCAUGAUAGCAUUGUGAGAUCUCCAGACAGUGAUGUCGUGUGUCUGUGAUACACAGCGAAAUGAAAGCAUGACGCUGUGUGCUGUGCAAUGAGCCAAUUGUAAACUGAUAGUGCCAAUUCAUUUAGAUCAUUGGUUCUGUGGUGUAUUGUAUUUGAUCAUUAUUCCAAUGCCUGGUGUGAAGGUACAAAUGUAUACAUCACUGGGUGAGUUAUAGUUUGUAACCUAGGUAGUGCAUAAACUUAGCUUAGUGUCUGCAAGAACUGUUAUAGUACAACUGUUUGUUAUUAUCUUACAAAAUGUCAUGGCUGGAGUGAAUAGAUACCUGCAAGUAGUGUUUCAUACUGUGCAGCAAGAAAAAGGGUAUUUUUGUUCCUCGGUGUCAUUGCAGUGAGAUGCUUUCCUGUAGAAAGAGUGCAUCUGUACACCAGUUGUCGUAUUUGAAGCGAAUGUAAGGAUGGCAUUCCAUCCAUAGAUUAAAUAUACUUUUAUUAUGAAGCUGUUGUA